Hevea brasiliensis (rubber tree) is the source of this 2170-nucleotide messenger RNA. RefSeq names its product MLO-like protein 9. The transcript has 15 exons. Gene Ontology annotation, biological process: defense response. The record is from RefSeq and is a predicted model, not a curated record. The coding region runs from base 293 to 1939 and encodes 548 amino acids. NCBI's taxonomy places the organism in Eukaryota, Viridiplantae, Streptophyta, Magnoliopsida, Malpighiales, Euphorbiaceae. Gene Ontology annotation, cellular component: membrane.
GGUAGAAAAAAUAAUAAUAAAAAUAGAACACUGCUUGUGAAAAAAAAUAGGGUAGUAUCUUGAAUAAUAGCCGUCACUUCUGCCUCUGUAUAUUUGUAAUUCAAUACCGUUAUGUAAAGGAAAAAUAAGAAAAAAGGAAAAAAGAAGUCUCAGAAUUCUUGAAACCUAUCAAACAUUAGCAUCUGUGGCAUUUUUCAUCACCUUGAAAGGUUUGCAAAGGUUCAUUUGAUCGAGAAAGGUUUUUUUUCUUUGCAUAUAUAUAUUUUUGUGGAAAGCUCGAGGUUUUAUAGAAAUGGCAGGUGGAGAAGCCCCAGGUGCAAGGGAACUUGACCAGACACCCACAUGGGCAGUUUCUGCAGUUUGUGCUGCUAUUGUUAUGAUCUCUAUCAUUCUGGAGAAGGUUCUUCAUUGGACUGGAGAGUGGUUUCAAGAAAGACACAAGAAAGCUCUGUUUGAAGCUCUUGAGAAAGUUAAAGCAGAACUUAUGGUUUUAGGAUUCAUAUCCUUGCUCCUGACAUUCAGUCAGAGCUACAUUUCCCAAAUCUGUAUUAAAGAAAAAUAUGCAAACACAAUGUUGCCUUGCCCCAAAAAGGGUGAGUAUGAUGAACAUAAUAAAUCUCCCUUUAGCGACCCCACGGGGACGUCCGGUAAAUCUCCCUUUAGCGUCCCCACAGGGACGUCCGAUAAAUCUCCCUUUAGCGAGGAGGAACAUCAUCGCAGGCUUCUAUGGUAUGAUCGCAGAUUUUUAGGUGGUGAUACCAAAGUUAAAGGAUGCAAACCGGGAUAUGUGCCGCUCAUAUCUGUGAAUGGACUGCAUCAGCUGCAUAUUUUCAUAUUCUUUUUGGCAGUUUUUCAUGUGAUCUACAGCGCCAUAACAAUGAUGCUUGGAAGAUUAAAGAUUCGUGGAUGGAAAGAAUGGGAAAUUGAGAGUUUAAAGGCGCAUGAUACCAUGAAUGAUCCAACAAGAUUCAGACUCACUCAUGAGACAUCAUUUGUAAAAAGCCACUCAAAUUUCUGGACGAAAACGCCAGCCCUCUUUUACAUUGUGUGCUUCUUUCGACAAUUCUUUAGAUCCGUUUCAAAAGCCGACUACUUAACCAUGCGACAUGGAUUUGUUUCUGUUCAUUUAGCUCCCGGAAGUAAGUUCAACUUUCAGAAGUACAUUAAAAGAUCAUUAGAAGAUGACUUCAAGGUAGUCGUGGGAAUCAGUCCUUUACUCUGGGCUUCUGUAGUGCUCUUUCUGCUUUUCAAUGUUCAUGGAUGGGAGGCUAUGUUCUGGCUUUCUGUUCUUCCUUUAUUUGUAAUCUUAGCAGUUGGAACAAAGCUUCAAGCAAUAAUAACAGAUAUGGCACUAGAAAUUCUAGAAAGACAUGCUGUUGUCCAAGGAAUACCACUUGUGCAAGUCUCUAACAGGCAUUUUUGGUUUAGUUGGCCUCAGCUAUUCCUUUAUCUCAUCCACUUUGUCCUGUUUCAGAAUGCAUUCGAGCUAACAUAUUUCCUCUGGAUAUGGUAUGAGUUCGGGUUGAAAUCAUGUUUUCACGAGAAUUUAACUGUCAAUUACAUAAGAGUUGCUCUCGGGAUAGGAGCUCAGUUUCUCUGCAGCUACAUUACACUUCCGCUUUAUGCCCUUGUUACUCAGAUGGGAUCGACCAUGAAGCGAUCAAUCUUUGAUGAACAAACUUCCAAGGCCUUGAAACAGUGGCACAAGAAAGCUGCAAAGAAAAAGCAUGACGGGAAGCCUGAACACAUAGCUACCAGGACCUUGGGGGGAAGCCCAGGUGACUCUCCACCACCAGCACGUCUAGGAGAGCAACCAGGGGAUCACAAAAUGCCAGAUGUUGAGGCAGACCAGACAGCAAACAUCAUGGCUACUGUGGAUAUUACUGGGGAUCAACAACACCCUAAUAAGCCAUAUGUUCAACGUGAUCUACUAAGUUGAAGAUGCUUCAUUAUAUCGCAGAGAAAAUGUUUGAUGUUUUAGGGUAGCAAACCAAAGCCCCAUUAGUUGUUCUAGUAUUUUUUUUUUUUUUUGGGUUAAAUUAGCUUCCUCAUCAGAGUUGGAAGGUUAACCCUUGGCUGUAAUAUUAUUGACGGAUCACAUAGUUUUUUUUUCAGUUCAGUGGGCUAUUGACUCGAACUCAAACUUAAGAUUUCGCAGUUUCGGAGAUUA